Messenger RNA from Spodoptera littoralis (African cotton leafworm), 4700 nucleotides. The record is from the annotation of a GenBank genome assembly. Lineage: Eukaryota; Metazoa; Arthropoda; Insecta; Lepidoptera; Noctuidae.
AUGCUUGUAACAAAAACGCGACUGAAGGAUGUAGGUCUCGACUCCCGCAGUAUGGGGAGAUUGGCGCCACUGGUGAUACGGUUGGCCACCGUGUCACUAGUGGCGUUUGUCCUUGCCGAACCUGGCAAUGGCGGCGACCAGUCGGUUGCGAGAGCCGACCAGUCGGUGGCGAGAGUCGACCAGUUGGUGGCGAGAGUCGACCGGGACACUGCUCUACCAGCGCCCGGGACUGCUCCACCACCACCUCGCCGCGCUGGCAAACGCGAACGUAACCGUAAACGAACCACGACCACCACCACGACGGUAGAUCCAGACAAACAUGAUGUCGGGAAUGUGCCCACUACCGUCACCACGACGACAACCGCUGACCCAAGGACCCAGGACCAUACUGACAAUCAUCACCACUUAACACAACAGCAUGAAGCGUCAGCGUGCGACUGCGCCGGCGCCGUCCGGGCCGCAGCGCCGCUGGCCGGGGAAGCAGCACAAGCGUCGACGCCGCCGCACUACGACUACGACGACUACCACAGAAUCAGUAGAGACGGAACCAACGACACUCUACAGACGACCACGAUUGACCCAAGGACUAUUGACCAUACUGAAGGAGGAAGUUGCUACGUGCCGCUCGGGAUGGAAAAUGGAAUGAUUUCCAAUGAAUCCCUUUCGGCAAGUUCCAGCUACGAUCAAAGUGUUUCGCCGCUAAGUUCUAGAAUCCGUACGGAGAUCAAGGGAGGUGCUUGGUGUCCAAACGGUUUGAUCUCGCCGAAGAGUCGCCAGUUCCUCGAGAUCGACCUACGUGACGAAUACCUGAUUACUGGCACCGAGUCUCAAGGCAGGUUCGCUAACUCCGUUGGAGUAGAAUUUGUCGAGAGCUACUCGGUUGAAUUGGCGACUCGCUCUCAACCGCUGGGUCAAAUACAAAGAUUUCAACGGAAGCAGGAAGAUGUAAUUGCAUACUCGGCCCCGAAGGGCGGGGAUAUGCAAGCGAUGACCGGUGGUGCUCGAUUUGAAGACCUCGGCUACGACGGGACUUUCCGAGAAGGCCGACUAAUUAAUGGCCUCGGUCAGAUGACGGACUCCUUGUUAGGACCAAACGAUUUUGAACUACCUGACCAGUUAGAUACAAGAGGAUCCCGAUGGGUUGGAUGGAACAAAACGAUGUCAAUUGACGAAGAAGUUACACUAACCUUCAACUUUAGCGAGCCUCGCCUGUUCUACCACAUGGAUGUCCAUACUAACAAUAUGUUCACCAAAGGACGUCCAGAGGGAGAGCGUUGGCAGGAAGACUAUGUGUCCCACGAACCGAAGCAGGACAGGGUGUCGGAGCACGCCCGGAUCGUGCACAUCGAUCUACAAAAUCGUACUGCCAAGCAUAUUAUGAUGAAGCUCAGGUUCCAACAUGAGUGGAUUUUAAUCAGCGAAGUCAGCUUCAAGUCUGUUCCGACUUGGGUGAACACCUCAGCCGAGUUUCUUGAGGAAUAUUAUAGGAGCGAUAUUCCUCCAUCAUCGAGGAAGAAGAGGAACUCAUCUCUGAGGGUUUCAGUGGGUCUAGCUUGCGGCGCCCUAGUGGGAGGAGGGGCAUUUAUCGCAGCAACCGUGGUGCUCCUAACCAAGAAGACCAGGCGGAGGAUACCGAACGUACUAAAGAAACCAUUUUGUCCAUCCUUACGGCAUGGCAGCUCGAGUUCUAGAAACAAUCGUAGGACUCCAAGACUUGCCCUCGCCCUAGCAAACUGUCCUCCAAUACACAUGCUGAGACCGGCAGUCGUCGAUGAAGAUUAUAGAGAACCAUACAACAUUUGGAGGGAAACCCUCGGCCGUCGGGACAAACGGGAGUCACAUGAUCAACACGAGUACAACGAAAUCUGCGAGGACACAGAGUUCCCCAGACCCUACAUGAUGAAACGACCUGAUCCACAUGAAAGUUUCUACGCUGCUACUGAUAUAAUACAUCAUACGUACCCGGAAGAACGCUCUUGCCGCCGUGAGAAGCCAGUGCCAGGCCUCUUUACAUCCAUCAAACUUCCCGAAGCCGAGCCCCCAAACGGAGUGGCGCCCCUGCUGGAUUUCCCGCGGGGGCGCAUGCGACCGAUAACCUUCCUUGGAGAGGGCCCACAUGGGAGUCUCCAGAUAUGCGAGACCGAUGGCAUCGAAGAAUUGUCGGACGAGGAGUCACCGACUGGCGGACGCCGCCGCCUCGUUGUUGUGAAGACGUUGUGGCGCGGCUGCCAUAGCGAAGUGAAAGCGGCAUUUGCCCGCGAGGCUACCUGGGGUGCAGGUUUGAAGCACCCUCAGCUGGCCAGAGUGCUAGGCUUGAGCUUGUUAGAACCACCAUGCGCAGCCCUAGAUCGCGGAGAUGCCGCCCCCCUGCCCACGAUUUUGAGAUCGGACCGGAAAUUGAGCUACUCGAGUCUUAUACACGUAUGCUGCCAAAUUGCCGCCGGCAUGAAAUAUCUAGAAUCCUUCGAGCUAGUCCAUCGCGAUUUAGCAGCUCGUAACGUGACCGUGACUGAAGAACUCCAUGUAAAAGUAUCCGACUACGCAAUGUUCUGUGAAGAAUUCGUGACCGACUACCACAUUAUGGCUGAUGGUUCCCGCAUACCGCUUCGGUGGAUGGCAUGGGAAAGCUUACUGAUGGGCAUGUGCUCGCCAGCCAGCGACGUUUGGUCGUUUGGUGUAACCGUGUGGGAAGUCCUAACAUACUGCUCGGCCAAACCAUUCGAAGAGAUGAACGACGACCAGGUGGUCGCUAAUGCCAGCGAAUGGCGUUGUGGCGGACGUGGCGCCCGUGUGCCAGCCGCUCCGCCCCCGCGCUGCCGCCGCGAGCUCUACGAUCUGAUGCACGAAUGUUGGCGUCGGGAGCCCAUGCAGCGCCCUCGCUUCCACGACCUACACCGAUUCCUGGAACGAAUGACCCACGGCUACAAGCCACCCAACAACCGCUAAACACCACGAUACUUCGCAAUAUCAAGCAGGUUGGCCCGAUAUUCGAAUGACCUUUAUUUGAUGUUCGAUUGCAUUGCUCUAAGAUUUAUUGCAACAAUAUUUAACCGAGCUUCGUAAAUUUCAAUAUAAUAAUAUACAUGUUAAUAGGUUAAGAACACGUAGCAUAUCCACAGCUUUUAAAUUGUCGUUCCCGUAUUAAUAUUCCACACUGACUGCAAAUAUAUACUAUGUAAACUGCAGUAUUAUCUCAAACAGUAUUAAAAUUCAUGCAUUUUAUUAGAUUCUAAGAUUGUACGUGCUAAAUGCCGUACCGCUUUGCAAUUUUUCGCGUAUUUGUGGCACGGCCAUUUUGGUGACCGGGUCAUGAGUAGGCGGAAUAGCGAUACCCGUAAUGGGACUUGUAUUCAAAGAUUUCAAAAACAGCGAUAGCGCCUAUGUUUUAUAUCGGAUAUCGAUGUUUUACAACUAGGAAUAGAUUUCUGAUUGGCACUGAAGGUAGGAACGAACAUCUUUAUAGUAUUACAAUUCUGCGUAUAGGAUACUAGCGAAUCUUUGAGUAUUGCAACGCGAAACAGAAAUUUAUUUGUAGCGAAGGUACCGAAGUGACUACCAAUAUUAUUGUUUGCUUUUAUGCCAGUCAUUUAGUCAAUACAAUUUAAUCAAGGUAUCCUCGCAUAGUAAUGUUGGUAGGGGCAUCGUCACUGCGUAAUUUUUCACGCUGUACCCAGCGCCCUUCGCCUAGUGCUCUCAUGAUCUUCCACUAUCACCGCCUCUACGGCAAACCCCUAAACUACAGAUCACUACUUCAAUACGCGAAAAUGCUUGUAUUUUAAUCAAAGCACUGUAAUGUAUUUAUUACCAGCACUUGUCAGUUUAAGAGUUGGAAUUUGCGGGUUGUUGCUGUUUCGCAUAUUGAGGUAGAGGUCUUCUGGAUCAGAAGCUGACUGCGCAUUGAAGUUGAGCAUAUACGAUAGGAAUUACAUGUAUUACUUGUGCCCGGUCCAUAUAAUCCCCCGGGUGCAAAAUGAUUCCCUCGUGGGUUGCUGAUAACGUGGCGCGCAGACAGCUUCUGUUCCAUAGUAUAUCCAAAAUCUAACUCCUAUUUUUUUAACCUGUUUUAAAUGUUAAGGUUGUAUACUUCGGAGGUGAGUAAAACCUCCAGGGCAAUAUUAGCCCCCUGUGCUUCUUGUUUUCUUGGUAACUGGCACAUGAUAUAGGUUGGAAUCACACCUGCCUCCGUAAAUAUCGAUGUAACAAAGCGAAUUUUAGAGAGAGAGAAUGAGAUAAUAUGUAUUUUAGUAUUGUGACCACGGUCGUGUUUCGGCCGGGAAAAGGCCAAUUAAAUUGAGCGGAGAAUAUUCUAUUUUUGCUUUAAACUCAAUAUUUUCGGAUGCGGCAUGUGAUCUUAGGUCACAAGGUCUACAAAUGCCGAAUUACUAAAAUUAUUCUAGUAUCAGGUCUUGCCAUGUGGUCCCAUGAUUACAUCUCAUAGUCGUAAACAAACGCAUAAACAAACGAUGUUUCAAUGCCACAGUAUAUAACGCAACCGUUUAACAUGCAUGUAACCCAUUUAAGAACUAGUUAUACCCCUUCACUUCGCCCCAAAUUCAUCGACAGCAGCACCUAUAUCACUUUGCAUUAUUAUCGAUAGGCAUGUAUUAUAACUCCUUAAUUAAGCACUACACACUAAUAAACGAAUAUCACAGUUUGAAGAAUUAGGCCAAAUAACUAAAUUAUUGCUCACAUCGAAAAUA